AUGAAGAAAGGAGCUGUCGCCAUCAUCACCGGCAUCGCCGCGUUGGCACAAGCCACAGAGGCGGCGUACGUAUGGCCCUCCCAGUACGAUGAAAUCGAAGACAUUCUCUACUUGCAGACGGGAUACCGCAGCAGGGGGUUCGUCGAAGGCGUGACCCCGUGCUCUUUCGGCGGCAACAUUGCCGGCCGCCAGUUCGCCGCAGAAUGGAUCCGCACCGCCUUCCACGACGUCGCGACCGCGGACGUGGCCGCCGGCACAGGCGGUCUGGACGGCUCCAUCUGGUUCGAGCUCGACCGCGCCGAGAAUGGUGGCUCGGCCUUCAACAACACCUUCAGCUUCUUCGCCAAUCUGUACUCCAUCCGGGCCUCAGCAGCAGACCUGCUAGCCAUGAGCGUCAUCGUCGCCAACGCGGGCUGCGGCGGCGCGUGGAUGCCGUUCCGCGCGGGCCGCGUUGAUGCCCUCGAGGCCGGCCCCGCGGGGGUGCCGGAGCCCGGCACGCCGCUCGAGACAACCCGGGCCAGGCUCGCCGAUGCCGGGUUCAGCGUGCCCGACAUGAUCUCGCUGGUGGCGUGCGGCCACACGCUCGGCGGCGUGCACAGCAGGAACAACCCGCACAUCACGGGGCUCGACCCGACGCCCGACACGGUGACCAAGUUUGACAGCACGUUUGACAGCUUCGACAACCGCAUCGCGGCCGAGUAUCUGCGCGGCAACACGACGAACCCGCUCGUCGCCGGGCGGAACGAGACGCUCAACUCGGACAGGCGCAUCUUCGCGUCGGACGGGAACAGUACGAUCCAGGAACUCGGGCGCACCAACGACGGCUUCAGGACGGUCUGCGCCGACGUCUUGACGCGCAUGAUCGACACGGUCCCUGCGGCAGUGCGGCUGACGGAGCCGAUCGAGGCCGUCGACGUCAAGCCGUACGUCGACCUGGCGUAUGGCGGGAACGGGAGCAUCGCGUUCAGCGGUUGGGUGCGUGUCCGGACGACAGCCGGCACCGGGCGCGACACGGGCGACCUGGCCGUCCACCUGACCUACAUGGACCGCAACGGCUUGGGCUCCGUCGACGUCCCCGCGGCGCUCGACGCCGGGGGCGCCACGCACGGCCUCUGGGGCGAGACGUUCGCCUGGUACCAGUUCGAGGCGGCCGUCCCCGCCGCGAGCGGCAUCGGCGGGUUCCUCAUCCACCUCACAACGCUGUCGACCGGCUCAACGGCGAUACACCGCAACGGCGGCCGCGGGCACUACCCCCUGGACGACGCGCUGCUGUACCAGGCGUCUGCGUCGUGCGUGGACCGGACGAGCGUCGCCGGCGAGCGCGCCUUCACCGUCACGGCGGCGGUCCGCGCGGACCGCGCCGCGGACCCGCUGCCGAUGGACCUCGUGCGCCUCGUGCGCCGCCAGGGCAUCGUCCACCGCCGGCUCGAGGUUGAGACCGUGGGGCUCGCACCGGUGGGCGAGGCUGGCGCGGGCAAUUACGUCCUGUUCCAGGGCCGGGGGCAGCUCGCGACGAGCGGGUGGAGCACGAGCUUCGACCUCGUCCUAGGAGGGGAGAAGGAGGUCCGCGUCGACUUUUUGAAGACGCAGAGCUGCCCGCGUGCGUGA
Diaporthe amygdali is the source of this 1608-nucleotide messenger RNA. Its product is annotated as WSC domain-containing protein. The transcript is spliced from 2 exons. NCBI's taxonomy places the organism in Eukaryota, Fungi, Ascomycota, Sordariomycetes, Diaporthales, Diaporthaceae. Gene Ontology annotation, molecular function: heme binding; peroxidase activity. Bases 1 to 1608 code for a protein of 535 amino acids. Gene Ontology annotation, biological process: hydrogen peroxide catabolic process; cellular response to oxidative stress; response to reactive oxygen species. The record is from RefSeq and is a predicted model, not a curated record.